Messenger RNA from Trypanosoma conorhini, 486 nucleotides. RefSeq lists its product as uncharacterized. The coding region runs from base 1 to 486 and encodes 161 amino acids. The record is from RefSeq and is a predicted model, not a curated record. The transcript has a single exon. NCBI's taxonomy places the organism in Eukaryota, Euglenozoa, Kinetoplastea, Trypanosomatida, Trypanosomatidae.
AUGCCCGUGCAGCCGAAGCCGACGGCCACCGCGCUGUGGCUUGAGCAGCAGCGCCAGCGGGAGUACAAGCAGCAUCGCCAGCGGGUGGAGCAGCAGAAGUCUUGCAUUGACAACAAACCACCCCAUGCGCUGAGCCUGAGCAAUAAGAGGGCGCUGAUGGAGCAGGAGCGCUGUAAACGUAUUGAGGAGGGGAACCGACGCCUUGUCGCCAACAUGACCACCAUCAUGAAGAGAGGUGGUGGGAUUGAUAACAAGGAGCCGUGGCGCAGCAGCAACGUCGAGCGUGACGCGGAACGCCGCCGGGUGAGGGAGCAGCAGCGUAUUGAGGCCGAAAACUUAAAGAUGCUGAAGCGGUUACAAGGAACAAAGUCGGUGUACUGCGUUGAAAAGUGGGAAGCUGAUAGGGAACAAAAUGAGGAGUACAUCGCGCGGUUGUGCCGCUAUCCAUACGAGCCAAUGGACUCUCGCCGAGGCGUGCUGGAGUAG